ACUUCAUUAAAAUAUGCGAAUAACUUAUUUGACUUUACAAUACACUUAGAGCAAGUGGUAUUUUCCCGAUAGCUACUUGAACUUGCUAUAGAAAUGGAGUGAUAAAUAGUUGAUUUGCAUUUUAUUUUGUUUGUAACUUUUGUGUAUCAAAUCAACGCUGGAUUUUUAAAAAGAUAAAAAAAAAUGGGAAGCUGUUAUCUGACCUUUACGUUGUCCCCCGUGCUAUUGCUGACCGUUCUACUGCCGUUAGCUUCACUGAACGAGCCAGUCCCGCUGGUAAAUGAGUUUUCAAUUAUGGCGGAAACCGCCGAAAAUAAUGUAGCAAACACAUUGGUAAAAGACUCAAACAUCCAGAGGCCCAGUGAUGACAUCACGAGCACGAUGUUCACGAUCAGUGAGGAGGUAAACAAUUGUUACGAGGGGAAAUGUCACGCUUGCUUCAUGCUUUGGAUGUUUAAAGGCUGCAUAUAUCUUCAAAAGAACCCGGAUGGAAUCUCGGUGACCAUUGAGUUUGUUGGGAAGAGCAUUUUCUCCAAGAUCAUCCAGGAGGAAGGAAGGUUCGACAUCGACACUGCUCAACUUCCAGCUUUUGUUCGAGAUCGUAUAGAUGGGCGGAUUGCGCUAAAGGUGGAUGACGUGCUUACAGCCAACACACUCCUGUGUGCCCAGGUUGGCGCCGAAAUAAAAACAGUCGGAUGGGUCCGAUGGCCAUCGUCGGAAUUCCGCUGCUUCAAGGAUGCCAGGAUGUAGAUGAGAGAUGGUUGCACAUCAUGUUGUGUAAUAGUUGCUUGUAUACAAAAAAGCAAGAAAUAUGAUCAACGUUUCUAUGUGAACAUUAAAGUAGAGUGUUCUAACUUGUAUACGCUUUUAUGUCAUAUGCAAUUUAUAUUUUAUACAUAUUGAUAUAUUGAUCAUCAAUUAAUUAAUUAUUCAGACCUAAAUAAUGUGUACAAUUGGAAUGGUUGAUAUAAAACACUUGUAUUUGCAUCCGAUUAUUAUGCAGUUGUAAACAUUAUGUGCUUUCAUCUUAAUACAAUUUAUAAGAUUUAAA
Messenger RNA from Mya arenaria, 1051 nucleotides. RefSeq lists its product as uncharacterized. The record is from RefSeq and is a predicted model, not a curated record. Bases 184 to 750 code for a protein of 188 amino acids. The transcript has 6 exons. NCBI's taxonomy places the organism in Eukaryota, Metazoa, Mollusca, Bivalvia, Myida, Myidae.